GCCGCCCUUAAAUCGCCUGAUUCGAACCAUAAGGCGGCAAGAGUUCUUCGCCGCUGCUCGCAAUCAAAGUGCAGCGCAGAUCAAGCCAGUGAUCGAGAAGAGUAGGGAUGGGAGGGAAGUGCCCGCACAGGAAGGUGAAGAAGCGGAGGUUUUCACACAAAAGCGCACGUCGCUCCAGUUUCCUUCUAAAGGGCGACGAUAUGGUGUUUGACGAGCUGAAGAAGCUAGCUGAAGGGGAGGAGACCAAAGCCUUGCCCGUUGAUGAGGAUCUUCCCGGAAUGGGCCAAUUUUACUGUUUGCACUGCGACCGGCACUUUGCCAAUGAUGAGGUGAGGGAGGAGCACUAUCGCUCCAAGCGCCAUAAAAAACGAAUGAAGCAGAUGAACGGGCCUUCACCUCACAGACAACUGGAUGCUGAGCUUGCCGCUGGAAUGGGAAUGCCUGAUAAUGGCCCUAAGCUCAUGUCCAUGACCUUCGGCUAAGUCUUCUUCAUGCACAUGUCUAUGACCCUAAGCUCAUAAUCUGUUUUAUGGAUUCAUAAGAGUUUUAUUAGUAUUUUUUGGCUUAUAAACAUUGUUUAUUAGAAGAAAAAUUCAUCUUAAUAUGUGUUGAUGAUGAUAUGGAUCUCACGUUACCCAUUUUUUGGGUUUUUUUU
Messenger RNA from Phalaenopsis equestris, 655 nucleotides. RefSeq names its product zinc finger C2H2 protein ECU02_0310. Bases 108 to 482 code for a protein of 124 amino acids. Gene Ontology annotation, molecular function: nucleic acid binding; zinc ion binding. The record is from RefSeq and is a predicted model, not a curated record. The transcript has 4 exons. NCBI's taxonomy places the organism in Eukaryota, Viridiplantae, Streptophyta, Magnoliopsida, Asparagales, Orchidaceae.